This is a messenger RNA of Myxocyprinus asiaticus (Chinese sucker), 1931 nucleotides long. RefSeq lists its product as uncharacterized. The record is from RefSeq and is a predicted model, not a curated record. NCBI's taxonomy places the organism in Eukaryota, Metazoa, Chordata, Actinopteri, Cypriniformes, Catostomidae. Bases 2 to 1666 code for a protein of 554 amino acids. The transcript has 5 exons. Gene Ontology annotation, biological process: G protein-coupled receptor signaling pathway. Gene Ontology annotation, molecular function: G protein-coupled receptor activity. Gene Ontology annotation, cellular component: membrane.
GAUGAGAGGAGUCACUGUGCUUCUACUUGCUCUACUGACAAGAGCACAGAACCCUUGCUGUAGAUCACUUAGCCUAAGAGAUGCUGAGAGACAAAAUGAAAAUAUUUCAGAGGACAAAGAUAUCAAAUUUAGCACAGCCUUUAAAUUUGCUCAUGUACUGGUGACAUGUAGAGGCUGCUUUGUAGAAAAAUGUCAAUCUACACUUAUGCUGAUCCUCUCUGUAGAAAAAUUUGAAGUGAUUACAGUGCAGGUUUUCAGAUGGCCAGUACUCUGCCUCUGUAAACUCCUGAACAGACAGAUCAUGGGUCUGGGUGAACAGCACACAUUGGAGCCCAACCAGACUAUUCUGGGCUUACAUAAGGUUGUCCAUCAGUCUUCAAGCUCUUGUUUAAUCGACUCUCAUGUGUGUCUCCUGUCCUUAAAAUAUACGGACAUUAACUUCUUGCAUGUCCAUAAAAAUUGUACAUUCGCAGACAAUGUCUGGACAAACACACUCCAACUAAUGUAUGAACUCAAUGUCAAAAAUCACACAGAAGUAAUGAUGUGCUUCCUCAAAGAGGAGCAGAUGAAUAUCACUGGGGCCUGGUUUAUGUCAACAAACUUCACUGAGGGAGACCUUCUGAAUGAGUCUAAUGUCCCUGGACUGACUUUGUUGUUACCAUGUGUGAAAGUUGCAGGAGCAGCAGUAAAAGCACUUAUCAGUGUCUUUCCCUGGCAGACAGAUCACUUGACCAUGCCUUCCUCGAUCUGUGUUUGUACUACUCUGUGCUGCAAGUGUGUACUGUCACUCCACAGAUCUUUGUGCAUGAUCUACCCUUUAAAUGGUGACAGCAGCACUGGCAAAUGCUGUACUGAAUUUUACCAGUUUAUACACAUAUGGAGAUGUUCACAGGACCAACAAAGGGAGUUAAAUCAGAUGGAUAAAAAUAGUUACAGAUCAUAUAUGCUCACCUGCAUGAGGAACAAAAAAGAUAUCGGUCCACUACAAUGGCAGAUCUGCACUCAACUACUCAACAGAGGCCUGUUUCAUCAGUGGAUUAUGGCAGUGCUGCUAAUGACUGUUUUCAUGUUUUUACUUGGUCAUACAGCAGUUCUGACAUAUAUAAGCUAUAAGCAAAGAUAUGUUUCUAUCCACAGAGUCAGGAAUUCACAUCUAAGUUUUCUACUGCUUUUUACAAUCUCAUGGUGCUCUUUGAAUCCACUUACUGUUAGUGGGCAAUCAAGUGGUUGUUCCUGCAAACUUCACAAUACAGCAUUUGGGAUCACUUUUGUCCUCUGUAUCUCCUGCGUUGUGGGGAAAAAAAUAGUGGUAUUAUUGGCCUUCAAAGCUACAAUCCCAGGCAGUAAUGUUAUGAAAUGGUUUGGGCCAUUGCCACAGAGACUCUGUGUUCCUGCCUGUACUCUCACAGAGAUCCUUGUCUGUGUGUUUUGGUUUUCAAUACAAUCCCUUUCGUUUAACAUGAGUAUGAACUGUAACCAAGUAAAGAUGACCCUCGAAUGUGAUUUGCUAACAGAUAUUGGUUUCUGUCCAAGUUUGGGUCACUUGGUGCUACUUGUUGUACUAAGAUUUAUUCUGAUGUUUCUUGUAAGUAGCAUAAUAUUUUCUGUGGCCUGUUACUCAGUGUUGAACGUCCAUGCAAUAAUGUGUGUCAUGACAAGAAUAUAAUUCAUUAUUAACUGUUAUUAGUGUUGACCACAGCGUUGACCACAGCAAUAUUAAGGUAUAGCUGGCCUGGUUUAGAGGAUCAGAUUCAAAUAUAAAAUAAAACAAUAUAAAGAUAUAUGGCCACAAAAUGCAUUACAAUAAAAACUAAUUGAAACUAAUUUCUUAGAUUCAAAUAUCGAAUGUAAAUGUAAAAAAAAAAAAAAAAAAACUUUAAAGAUGCAAUACUAGAAAAUUGCCAGUACAUUUUACUGGUACUGUAACUACA